This is a messenger RNA of Erinaceus europaeus (western European hedgehog), 6545 nucleotides long. RefSeq names its product MET proto-oncogene, receptor tyrosine kinase (gene MET). Gene Ontology annotation, molecular function: semaphorin receptor activity; protein binding; transmembrane receptor protein tyrosine kinase activity. Gene Ontology annotation, biological process: cell surface receptor protein tyrosine kinase signaling pathway; regulation of GTPase activity; protein phosphorylation. The transcript is spliced from 21 exons. Lineage: Eukaryota; Metazoa; Chordata; Mammalia; Eulipotyphla; Erinaceidae. Gene Ontology annotation, cellular component: membrane; semaphorin receptor complex. The coding region runs from base 432 to 4580 and encodes 1382 amino acids. The record is from RefSeq and is a predicted model, not a curated record.
CUCAGCGGGCUUCAGGACCCGCCGGCUGGGCGGACGGACAGCGCGCGAAGUGGACAGACACGUGCUGGGGCGGGCGGGCCCCUCGGUCGUGUCUCCUGGCCUAGAGGCUCCCGGGCUGCCGGGGUCGCGCGCCGAUGCCCGGCUGAGUCACUGGCCCGAAGCACGCGGGUGGCCACGGAGGGGCGGGGGGAGCGCGGCGGGCGGGCUGGCGGGCGGGGCGCUCGGCUGGGCCCCGCCGCAGGUGACCCGGAGGCUGUCGCCGCCCGCUGAGCCCGGAGCGCUUUGUGACCAGAUGCGGAGCCCAGCGGAGAGAGCGAGCCAGAUGAGGGGGGACAGCUGACUUGCUCCGAGAAGGCACGGAGCGCGCGGGUGGUCCCCGAGCUACUGACUUCUCCGCGGAUUCUAGAGCACCGCAAGAUAAACUUCUCACCAUGAAAGCCUCUGCUGUGCUUGCACCUGGCAUCCUUGUGCUUCUGUUUACCUUGGUGCAGAAGAGCAAUUGUGAGUGCAAGGAGGCACUAGUGAAGUCAAAGAUGAAUGUGAACAUGAAGUAUCAACUUCCCAACUUCACUGCGGAAACACCCAUCCAGAAUGUCGUUUUACACAAUCAUCACAUUUAUCUUGGUGCUGUUAACUACAUUUAUGUGCUAAGUGACAAAACCCUUCAGAAGGUUGCUGAAUACAAGACUGGUCCUGUGCUAGAACAUCCAGACUGUUUGCCAUGUCAGGACUGUAGACACAAAGCCAAUUUAUCAAAUGGCAUUUGGAAAGAUAACAUCAACAUGGCUCUGCUUGUUGACACGUACUAUGAUGACCAGCUCAUUAGCUGUGGCAGUGUCCACCGUGGGACCUGCCAGAGACAUGUGUUACCACCAAACAAUGCUGCUGACAUACAGUCAGAGGUUCAUUGUAUGUAUACCCCACAGCCAGAAGAAGAGCCCAGUCAGUGUCCUGACUGUGUGGUGAGUGCCCUGGGAACCAAAGUCUUGCUGUCUGAAAAGAACAGAUUCAUCAACUUUUUUGUAGGCAAUACCAUAAAUUCUUCUUACCUACCAGAUCAUUCAUUGCAUUCUAUGUCAGUGAGAAGGCUAAAGGAAACGCAAGAUGGCUUUAAAUUUUUGACAGAUCAAUCCUAUAUUGAUGUCUUACCUGAGUUCCAAGAUUCUUACCCCAUUAAGUAUAUCCACGCCUUUAAAAGCAACCACUUUAUUUACUUUUUGACAGUCCAACGAGAAACUUUAGAUGCUCAGACUUUUCACACAAGAAUAAUCAGGUUUUGUUCCGGAGACUCUGGGUUACAUUCUUACAUGGAAAUGCCACUGGAGUGUAUUCUCACAGAAAAGAGAAGGAAGAGAGCCGCAAGGGAAGAAGUAUUUAAUAUACUGCAAGCUGCAUAUGUCAGUAAGCCUGGUGCCCAUCUUGCUAGGCAGAUAGGUGCCAGUCUGAAUGAUGACAUUCUAUAUGGGGUGUUUGCACAAAGCAAGCCAGAUUCUGCAGAACCCAUGAAUCGCUCUGCUGUCUGUGCAUUUCCAAUCAAAUAUGUUAAUGAAUUCUUCAACAAGAUUGUCAACAAAAACAAUGUGAGGUGUCUCCAGCAUUUUUAUGGACCCAACCAUGAACACUGCUUUAAUAGGACACUUUUGAGAAAUUCAUCAAGCUGUGAUGUGCGCAGUGAUGAAUAUCGAACAGAGUUUACCACAGCUUUGCAGCGUGUUGACUUAUUCAUGGGCCAAUUCAACCAAGUCCUCUUAACAUCUAUAUCCACAUUCAUUAAAGGAGACCUCACCAUUGCUAAUCUUGGCACAUCAGAAGGUCGCUUCAUGCAGGUUGUGGUUUCUAGAUUAGGAUCAUCAACCCCUCAUGUGAAUUUUCGCCUGGACUCUCACCCUGUGUCUCCAGAAAUAAUUGUGGAACAUCCAUUGAAUGGAAAUGACUACACACUUGUGGUCACUGGGAAGAAGAUCACCAAGAUACCACUGAAUGGCUUAGGCUGUGAACACUUCCAGUCUUGCAGUCAGUGUCUCUCUGCCCCUGCCUUUGUGCAGUGUGGCUGGUGUCAUGACAAAUGUGUGCAACUAGAGGAAUGUCCCAGUGGAACAUGGACUCAAGAGACCUGUCUGCCUACAAUCUACAAGGUUUUGCCAACUAGUGCACCCCUUGAAGGAGGAACUACACUUACCAUAUGUGGCUGGGACUUUGGAUUCAGGAGAAAUAAUAAAUUUGAUUUAAAGAAAACUAGAGUUUUCCUUGGAAAUGAGAGCUGCACCGUGACUUUAAGUGAAAGCUCAACAAAUAUGUUGAAAUGCACAGUUGGCCCUACAUUGUACGAGCAUUUCAAUAUGUCUAUAAUUAUUUCAAAUAGUCGAGGGACAGUACAGUACAGUACAUUUUCGUAUGUGGAUCCUAUAAUAACAAGUAUUUCUCCAACUUACGGUCCUAAGACUGGUGGCACUUUACUCACUUUAACUGGAAAGUACCUAGACAGUGGGAAUUCUAGACACAUUUCAAUUGGUGGAAAAACAUGCACUUUAAAAAGUGUGUCAAAUAGCAUUCUUGAGUGUUACACCCCACCCCAAACCACUUCAACUGAGUUUCCAGUUAAGCUGAAAAUUGACCUAGCCAACCGUAACACGUACAGCUUCAGUUACCAGGAAGACCCUAUUAUCUAUAAAAUUCAUCCAAUUAAAUCUUUUAUUAGUGGUGGGAGCACAAUAACAGGUGUUGGAAAAAACCUGAAUUCAGUUAGUGUUCUGAGGAUGGUAAUAAAUGUGCACGAAGCAGGAAGGAACUUUACAGUGGCAUGUCAACAUCGCUCUAAUUCAGAGAUAAUCUGCUGUACUACUCCUUCACUGCAACAGCUGGAUCUUCAACUCCCCCUCACAACCAGAGCCUUUUUCAUGUUAGAUGGGAUCCAUUCCAGAUACUUUGAUCUCAUUUAUGUACAUAAUCCUAUGUUUAAAGUUUUUGAAAAGCCAGUGAAGAUCUCAGUAGGCAUUGAAAAUAUAUUAGAAAUUAAGGGAAAUGAUAUUGACCCUGAAGCAGUUAAAGGUGAAGUAUUAAAAGUUGGAAAUAAAAGCUGUGAAAAUAUACACUCAUAUUCUGAAACUGUUUUAUGUACGGUCCCCAAUGACCUGCUGAAGUUGAACAGCGAACUAAAUAUAGAGUGGAAGCAAGCAGUUACUUCAACUGUCCUUGGGAAAGUAAUAGUUCAACCAGAUCAGAAUAUCACAGAAUUGGUCGUUGGCAUUCUUUCGUUAUCAGGAAUACUCUUAACACUGCUCGGGCUUUUCCUGUGGUGGAAGAAGAAAAAGCAAAUUAAAGAUCUGGGCAGUGAAUUAGUUCGUUAUGAUGCAAGAGUACACACUCCUCAUUUGGAUAGGCUUGUAAGUGCCCGAAGUGUGAGCCCAACUACAGAAAUGGUUUCAAAUGAAUCUGUUGACUACCGAGCUACUUUUCCAGAAGACCAGUUUCCUAACUCACCUCAGAAUGGAUCCUGCAGACAAGUGCAGUAUCCCUUGACGGACCUAUCUCCCAUUCUCACUAGUGGGGAUUCUGAUAUAUCAAGUCCAUUACUUCAAAAUACUGUGCACAUUGACCUCAGUGCUCUAAAUCCAGAGCUGGUUCAAGCAGUCCAGCAUGUAGUGAUUGGACCGAGCAGCCUGAUAGUGCAUUUCAAUGAAGUCAUAGGAAGAGGACAUUUUGGGUGUGUUUAUCAUGGGACUUUGCUGGACAAUGAUGAUAAGAAAAUUCACUGUGCUGUAAAGUCCUUGAAUAGAAUCACUGACAUAGGAGAAGUUUCCCAGUUUUUGACUGAAGGAAUCAUCAUGAAAGAUUUUAGUCAUCCCAAUGUACUCUCACUCUUGGGAAUCUGUCUUCGAAGUGAAGGGUCUCCACUGGUGGUCUUGCCAUAUAUGAAACAUGGAGAUCUUCGAAAUUUCAUUAGAAAUGAGACACAUAAUCCAACUGUGAAAGAUCUUAUUGGCUUUGGUCUCCAAGUAGCCAAAGGCAUGAAAUAUCUUGCAAGCAAAAAGUUUGUCCACAGAGACUUGGCUGCAAGAAAUUGUAUGCUGGAUGAAAAUUUUACUGUCAAGGUUGCUGAUUUUGGUCUUGCCAGGGACAUGUAUGAUAAAGAAUACUACAGUGUACACAACAAAACAGGCGCAAAACUGCCAGUGAAGUGGAUGGCUCUAGAAAGUCUUCAAACUCAGAAGUUUACCACCAAGUCAGAUGUGUGGUCAUUUGGAGUGCUCCUCUGGGAACUGAUGACAAGAGGAGCACCACCUUAUCCUGAUGUGAACACUUUUGAUAUAACAGUUUACUUGUUGCAAGGCAGAAGACUCUUACAACCUGAAUACUGCCCAGAUCCAUUGUAUGAAGUAAUGUUGAAAUGCUGGCAUCCUAAAGCUGAACUGCGCCCAUCCUUCUCUGAACUGGUCUCCAGAAUAUCAGCAAUAUUCUCAGCUUUCAUUGGGGAGCACUAUGUGCAUGUGAAUGCUACUUACGUGAAUAUCAAAUGUGUUGCUCCAUAUCCUUCUCUGUUGUCAUCACAAGAUAACUUUGAUGGUGAGGGCAACACAUGAUGGAUGGAGACACCACCAGCCCCCUUCUGAGAAACGUCAUCUAACUGUUAAAACAACAGUUUAUACUUCAUCCAUUACUUUAUUCACUGCCUGACCAUUGAAAGGUCAUGAAUUGUUUUUUUUUUUCUUUUGCCAAAAUUGCACUAUAAUAGGACCUUGUAUUGUUAUCACAACUACUGGAUUCAAAGGAAUUUCUCAUCUGAUAAAGCAUCAGAGCCGAAGCUUGUUCCUAUAGGUACUGGUCACCACCCUGCUGCUGUGAUGUUGCUCCUGUCACAUUCAGGGCAGAAUCUGGAAUCUGAGUUGAUUUUUUUUUUUCCCUUUAAAACAGGAACUGAGGAAACAAAAUCUUGACGUGGUCAAAAAAAAAAAAAAUGCAGAAAUAGCAAUGUUCAGGAUAAAUGUGGCAGCACCAGGACCAAGCCAUUCUUUUAGAAUCAAAGUGUUUUCAAGAAAAUUUUAUCUAUUGUAUGAUUACUACUGUUUUUCAUUACUGAUACCAUCAUUUGCCUAUUAGGCAAACAUUCCUUUUUUAAAAAUUUUUUUGCAUACACAUUCCUUUUAUGGAAGAAACAUUAGUAAACAACACAGCUAAUGUUUCAAAACAGCAGGACAUUUGAAAUAUGUUUGUAUUGGGAUAUUUACAUAUUGUAUAUAGAUGCUAUUAAGAAGGUUUUUAUAAAGUAGUUUAGUCACAAUGAAGUAUUUGGUUGUCAUUUAAAAAUCAGCUGUUUGAGAAUGACACUCUGCUAAUCAAAUGAAUGUGGACAUUUCGAUGUUUUGUCUGUAUUUUUUUAAUGACAACUGAAAAUGAAACUAUUUCUGAUGAAAAGCAUUUUUAAAGAUAAUUCAUCAUGUUUUUGAAGCCAAAUACACCUGACUAAAAGAUUCAUUGGUUCCAAUCACAGCUCAUACACAGAACAAAGAAAGGAUCAAUAGACUUAAAAUACUAGCCUCUUUCUCGUGUGGCUGUUGUCCUCCCUGCAGACAAUUGGAGACAGUGAAACUUUGGGAGAAGUCAGUUUUUGUAUUGAUUUUUUUUUUGUUUUGUUAAGCUAAAUAUGUUUUAAGGGAAGAAAAUAGACAAUAGGGAGUUCUGGACAUUUCGCCUAGAUGAAGUUGCUGGGUAGAACUUCUGUGAUGUUUGUUCUGUGGGAUGAUGUGCUAACUACUGUAUAGUGCAUGUGGCACAGAAUACAUUUAACUGGUUUUUGUCAAUGUAACAUUUAAAGUUUUAUAUUUUUAUAAAAAUGUUUAUUUUUAACAAUGUAAGAAAAUCUUUGUUAGGCCAGAAAAAAAAUACUGCACUGUGAACAUUUCAGAAAAGGUAUGUCAGACUUGGAUUAACAAUGGCAUGAUUUUUAAAUGGCUGUAAAUAGUGAUAAGGAAAUGUACUGAUUGCCAGUACACUCCACCCUAAUUACGUCACCAGGACUUGAAGCCAAGGGUUAAUGCAGUAAGUAAGCUAUAAAGAGGGUGUUACAUGAGACCCAAUAGUAGAGUUGCAAGAGAAUUAAUACAGCCAGAAACUCUUUGACAAUAGUGGAACUCAUCAUAGUUCAGCUCAGAUAUUUUAUUUCAGAAAUGUAAAGUGUAAUACUAACUCAGAGUAUUACAAAUGGCGGAUGACUAAAAAAUAAUCUGCUUUGCAGAAAAAUAACUAUCUCUACCAAUGUCAAGAUAAUGAACAUUAUCAAGAACAGAAAAAAAAAAGCUUGUGGAAACAACCAUUAACAGUACUACACGUCUGUAUAUAUGCUUGAGAAAGCUGUAAUGUGAAAAUCAUGUUUGCUAUUUAUAAACAUGUCCUUUGGUUAAUGUGUCUGAACAGAUUGUGGGAGUAAGUGAUUCUUCGAAGAAUUAGAUACUUGUCACUGCCUAUACCUGCAGUUGAACUGAAUGGUACUUUGUAUGUUAAUAGCUGUUCUGAUAAAUCAUAUAAUUAAAUUGAUGCAACAUCUUGUA